Laccaria bicolor S238N-H82 is the source of this 1965-nucleotide messenger RNA. RefSeq lists its product as uncharacterized. Lineage: Eukaryota; Fungi; Basidiomycota; Agaricomycetes; Agaricales; Hydnangiaceae. The transcript has 6 exons. The coding region runs from base 1 to 1965 and encodes 654 amino acids. The record is from RefSeq and is a predicted model, not a curated record.
AUGGUCACACUCACAGCCUUCAACGUCCAAAGAAUUCUGGGCGUUUACCCCGAGCGCUUGCCCGAUGUUCUUCCGAAGGUCUUCGAGCAGCUGCAGGAUGAAAAUCUAGAGGAAAUGGCGUUGCAUAACUACGUCGUAGCGAUUAAAGACAGGUUCGCCAAUGACUCGCGGCCAAUGGGCCAUAUGGGUUUUGAUUCGUUUGGGGAAGCUGCGUUCGAGAGUGGCAUUGUACCCGCCAUGUUAAAGGUCACUCAAGAUCCACGGACAGAUCCAGGCCAUGGCCUGGCAUCAUACUCUGCAUUGGAUUCAAUGAUCCAUCUAAUGAGGACGGGUACUGCAGAUGAGCGACGCGCCUUGCUGAAGGAGUUGCUCGCCAAUGACGUUGUCGAAAUAUGUAUCUCCAAAAUCGACCACCCUCUCGCGAUUCAUCGACAGUUGGCCACCAACACAAUCCGUAACCUCGCCUCUGAGAGUUUCCUGGGCGAGUACCUCACCAGCAAACAGACGUCUGACAUCAUGGUCAAAAUGUGUGAAUUCCUCCUGGAAGGCCCCGACUUUUAUGUGAAGCAGAUGAAGCAUCGAGAAACGACCUGGCAGAGCUGCUUGUGUUUCGGAAAUCAUGACACCUCACCCACCAAAGCGGCCCAAUAUGCACCCCGUUACUACGCGAUGGCCCAAGAAAACGCUGCCUGGGCGAUCCACGGGCUCCUCUGCCGCGCUCCCCCGCCAAGCAUGCAAUACCGCUACGAAAUUCUCACCCAUAAUCCCGAGCUGCUUCCCCUACUCUUCCAGUGUGCUUUAGUGGCACGACAUCCAUGGUAUCCAGAAUCUCAAGUCGAUGGUAUCAUUUGUGAAGUGAUCACCCUCCUUUUCUACGUCUCGCCACAUUCAGUGCCAGGGGUAAUCGACGCCGUCGAUGGUGUAGUGAAGGAGAUGGCAGAUGAGGAUCGAAAGGUUAUGAUUGAUAUCUUCAAGCUUCUCACUGCUCGUCCUCAGUGGCCAGAGAUGCUCAUCGCCAUCUGGAACAACAUUGAUGAUGAGAGAUGGCAGGAUCUCAAAACAAUGUCCCGAGACAGGGUAAGGCUUCAUCACGCUCAGAUGCCUCUAGGCAACGAAGAAUUCCUGGCAAUCUUCGAAUAUCGGGGAGGAUGUCGUAUAUGUGUAGAACGUCUCAUAGCCACUCUAACCCACAUCGCGGACGAAUGUCAAGUCUCAGACGCAGACCUCGUAUUCCUCCUUCGCAUCGGCAACGCAGCUUCUCAACCCGUCAAAACAAUGCAACAAAUCUUUUCCGACACUGACUCUUACGUCUGGGUCGAACGUUCCUUCCAGAUCUUUCGAUCCCCAAUGUACACCGUCUACACGGAGGACAAAGUCGACCCACCUCUCCAAAUAGUCGAAGAACCCAUGAUGGGGCCAACAGCUUUCGUACGCCUGCUUACCAUGCUCGCCACCCGCGAUCUUCUUGAGAAGAUUCCGAAAUGGAAGAAACUCCCAGCAGGAAUAUCAGGCACGACCACGUUAGCGCAGGUGAAGCAGAUGACAGGGCCCGAACGGAUCCGAACCCUCCUCCCCCUCGCUCUUCGUCGUGUAACGGGACACAGAGAGUUAGGACACAAGCGGAUAAAACGCGACAACGAAAUGGACUUUGCAGGGUUCGCCUAUUCAUGCGCAGCAGAGCUAGCAGCGGCUUUGGUUGCGUUUGAUGAAGCGACAGACGGCAAGUACCGAGACCUGUUACAUGGCGCAAGGAAGGAGCUAGUGCUUUGCCUUGGGAACGCGGCGGAGAUGGCUAUUGGGAUCAAGCACUUCAAGAGGGCGCUUAGCUUUGCGACUGGAGCUGUGGAGGCGGCGAAGAACCUCCCUGCUCGUGAUCAGGUUGAAGAGACAGUUAUCGCUAAGAACCUCAGGAGGGUGGAUCGAGCGCGGGCUGGUCUGGGGCAACUCGUGCCAACAUCGCGAUGA